Molecule: messenger RNA, 1376 nt
Organism: Drosophila hydei
Lineage: Eukaryota; Metazoa; Arthropoda; Insecta; Diptera; Drosophilidae
Exons: 4
Coding region: 11-1006 (331 amino acids)
Source: RefSeq, a predicted model, not a curated record
GUCUUUGUGAAUGGUUAAACGCACACAAAGACAAAAAUAUUUUUAUUUUUGCUUUGGAAAACAGUAUAAAAAUAUAAAUAAAUACGAAAUGGAGCCCAAUGAUGAAGUUGUGGAGCGACAGAAGCUUGUGCCCAACGAUGUGGAAACCGAGGAAGAAGCGAAAUCAGCUCAAACACCUGCCACGCCCGUCGCCGUAGCUAAGAUCAAUAUCAAAGGUAUUUCGAGCGGUGAUACAACACGUAGCCGAAAUUCAGCCUCGUGUUCGAUCGAACGUACUAUAUCAGAGAAGGGCCAAGGACAACAGCAGGGACAGCCCUCUGCUAAGACUACGCUGCAAUAUGUAAAUGAGCGUCGGCCACGCCCUCACGUGCCCAAUAGCGGUGCGGCUAAUGAAGAGCGAUUCGAGUUUAAGACGCGUCCGCGCAAGCUGUUGAAGGAUGAAAAUCCGUUAGAGCCAACGCAUAGUAGCCAGCAUAGCUUGAAUAGCAUUACGCUGGUCAGCAGCGAGUGGCUAACGCCAGAUGCACCUGUCGCGACCAACAGCAGCAACAACAACAACAACAAUGAUAGCUCAAAAGUAAACAAUAACACGACGAAGCCGCUGCCGCCGCCUUUGCAGCAGUUGCACAUUCCAAUGGCCAAUCCGAGCAUACACAGCGACAAGUUUGACGAACGUCCAAUAAAACAUCAUUCCUUUGUCUCCGAAGUGCCCGAUGUGAAGCACAUGGAACGAGCGCUACUUGGCCUGCUGGAUGACUUUCAUUCGGGCAAGCUAAAGGCAUUUGGCUCCGGUUGCACCAUGGAUCAAAUGACCAAAAUACGCGAGCAGCAGGAGAGCUUGGCCAAAUUGCAUUUCGAGUUGGCUGCCGCUGAGGAGGACUCGCUGGAGCAUGGCAAGGAGUUCAAUACGAGUCGAGCGCAAGAGAAUAUGCUGCAGCUGAUGCAGCGCCUGGAGCAGCUGUCCAUUUCCAUUGAGCAGCUGCAGACCAGCCACACGGGUCUCUGAGAGUUGGCUAAGGUGCCGUCCGGCACGCACUUUGAUCAUCUGCUGUUGCUGCUCUGAGCCGCAGCGCCAACCCACCCACACUGGUGUACAUAAGUUCUCUUCUAUGUUUAACUGACAGUUUUUAUAAGAUUUGUAUAAGCUUCCAAUUUUUGUAUAAGAGUUAGGCAGUGAUUGUGUACGAGCAGUUAGCGUUACAGUUAACUGCUAGAGCACAUAUUUAGAAGCACAUUACUUAUGCAUAUACACACGUGUAUAUGUAUGUGUGCGCGCAUAUAUUUUACUUGUAGCAUAGUGUAGUCGAUUAGCUUUAACUUUGACAGUGCCAACUGCAAGCACUUGAGCCGCUUUUCCCCCUCCCUUGACAAGCUUC